Molecule: messenger RNA, 1165 nt
Organism: Chara braunii
Lineage: Eukaryota; Viridiplantae; Streptophyta; Charophyceae; Charales; Characeae
Source: the annotation of a GenBank genome assembly
GACGGAGGAGGAAGAAGGGUUGGGGGUGGUUGGCUACGGUGGACGGGUGUGGGUGAUGGAGGAGGAAGGAGGGUUGGGGGCGGUCGGCUAUGGUGGAUGGGUGUGGGUGAUGGAGGAAGAUGAAGGGUUGGGGGUGGUCGGCUAUGGUGGACGGGUGUGGGUGAUAAAUGAAGUGGAGGUGGUUGGCUAUGGUGGACGGGUGUGGGUGAUGGAGGAAGAAGGAGGGUUGGAGGUGGUCGACUAUGGUGGACGGGUAUGGGUGAUGAAGGAAGAAGAAGGGUUGGAGGUGGUUGGCUAUGGUGGAUGGAUGUGGGUGAUCGAGGAAGAAGAAGGGUUGGAGGUGGUCGGUUAUGGUGGACGGUUGUGGGUGAUGGAGGAGGAAGGAGGGUUGGAGGUGGUCGGCUAUGGUGGACCAGUGUGGGUGAUGGAGGAAGGAGGGUUGGAGGUGGUUGGCUAUGGUGGACCGCUGUGGGUGAUGGAGGAAGGAGGGUUGGAGGUGGUCGGCUAUGGUGGACCGGUGUGGGUGAUGGAGGAAGAAGGAGGGUUGGAGGUGGUCGACUAUGGUGGACCGGUGUGGGUGAUGGAGGAAGAAGAAAGGUCGGGGUUGGCUGGCUAUGGUGGACGGGUGUGGGUGAUGGAGGAAGAAGAAGGGUUGGGGGUGGUCGGCUAUGGUGGACGGGUGUGGGUGAUGAAGGAAGAGGAAGGGUUGGGGGCGGUUGACUAUGGUGGACGGGUGUGGGGGAUGGAGGAAGAAGAAGGGUUGGAGGUGGUCGGCUAUGGAGGGCGGGCGUGGGUGAUGGAGGAAGAAGAAGGGUUGAGGGCGAUUGGCUAUGGUGGAUGGGCGCGGGUGAUGGAGGAGGAAGAAGGGUUAGGGGUGGUUGGCUAUGGUAGAUGGGCGUGGGUGAUGGAGGAGGAAGAAGGGUUGGGGGUGGUUGGCUAUGGUGGACGAGUGUGGGUGGUGGAGGAAGAAGAAAGGUUGGGAGAGGUCGGCUAUGGUGGACGGAUGUGGGUGAUGGCUUGCUUGUCCCGUGGUCCGCGACCGAUCCUAUUCUACCGCCCACCUCCCUACCCCUUAUGCCUUUUCUCGUAGGUCGUUGGUUUUGGCCUCUCGUGCCCCCUUGCAAUAGUGAAGACACUCUUUUCAGAACCGUAGAUUCCCAAGAGA